AUGACAGAAUUACUCGACUUUACGGCCUUGUUUGGUGACCUGGUGCCAUCGAGGCCAGUAGAACACUUAGGUAAUUCGGACCUUUCAUUUGGCGGCAAAAUCGAACCUCCACUCAAGGUUCAUGAAGAUGGAGGUGAGAAUGGAUGUGGAGGUAAAGUGUGGAUAGCUGGAGAGCUUCUAUGUGAUUAUUUGAUAGAGAAAAGCAACACUGAAGGUAUCUUGUCAAUGAGUAAGGAUAAACUCAACGUUGAAGAACCUUUUUGCAAUAUAUUGGAACUGGGUAGCGGUACCGGACUCGUAGGCUUAUGUGCAGGUUUUUUAGCCAGAUCUAAGGAAAUUGAUGCCAAAGUUUAUACUACCGACAUAGAGAAAUUACUGGAACUCAUGGAUGCGAAUGUAAGAUUAAAUAACUUGGAUCAGUUCGUAUUUCCCGAAAUUUUGAUGUGGGGACAACCUUUGACUGGAAAGUUCGAAGCAGACGCUAAAAAAAAAAUUGACUUGAUAUUAGCUGCAGACUGUGUCUACCUAGAAACAGCUUUCCCACUUUUAGAAAAGACGCUGCUAGAUCUGACGGAAGGUUCUAAUCCACCCACAGUGCUGAUGUCUUAUAAAAAGCGAAGAAAGGCAGAUAAAAACUUCUUCCGUCAGAUACGCAAGAAUUUUGUGGUGGUAACGAUUAAAGACUUUGCUCGAUAUGAGCACUAUUUGAAGCAACGAACUCACCUAUUCCAAAUGAUUCGCAUCCAAAAUUAG
Molecule: messenger RNA, 753 nt
Organism: Lachancea nothofagi CBS 11611
Lineage: Eukaryota; Fungi; Ascomycota; Saccharomycetes; Saccharomycetales; Saccharomycetaceae
Source: the annotation of a GenBank genome assembly